Molecule: messenger RNA, 1739 nt
Organism: Fukomys damarensis (Damara mole-rat)
Lineage: Eukaryota; Metazoa; Chordata; Mammalia; Rodentia; Bathyergidae
Gene: Ldlrap1
Product: low density lipoprotein receptor adaptor protein 1
Exons: 9
Coding region: 249-1259 (336 amino acids)
Cellular component (GO): early endosome
Source: RefSeq, a predicted model, not a curated record
GGACUCAGCCUUAUGUUUGCCUGGAGGCCUCUGGUUGCUGCCCCUGAAUCCCAGGGCUCCCUGGGAGAGAGAUGUAGCCUCAACCUGUGAGCUGGAGUGCAGAUUGGCUACAUCCUGUGUGAGGUGGCUGGGUAGUGAGCAGGAGAGGGUGGCAGGAAACCUCUGUCUAUACCGAGGGCCCCUGUGCUGGUUUCUGAGGGAAAGUUGUAAGCACAAGAGACCGAACGCCUCAGUGAAGAGCAGGUCACAUGCACAGGGUCACAGGGGAGGAGGCGUCCCUCGAGGAAAGGAGCAUCUUGGUGGGGCCUGGGAACGUUGAUGGCCGGGAUGAGGGACAACGGAGAAGCAGGACGAGACUGGACAGCACUGUCCAGCAGGGGUGCUCCUCCCUCCUCCUUCUCGGGGAGGCAGAUAUGAGUGAGCUGCCAGAGAAUUGGACGGACACCCGGGAGACGCUGCUCGAGGGCAUGCUCUUCACCCUCAAGUACCUGGGCAUGACACUGGUGGAGCGGCCCAAGGGCGAGGAGCUGUCUGCCGCAGCUGUCAAGAGGAUCGUGGCCACAGCCAAGGCCAGCGGGAAGAAACUGCAGAAGGUGACACUCAAGGUGUCACCACGGGGAAUUAUCCUGACCGACCACCUCACCAACCAGCUCAUUGAGAACGUGUCCAUUUACAGGAUCUCCUACUGCACAGCAGACAAGAUGCAUGACAAGGUGUUUGCAUAUAUCGCCCAGAGCCAGCACAGUGAGAAUCUCGAGUGCCAUGCCUUCUUCUGCACCAAGCGGAAAAUGGCACAGGCUGUCACUCUCACAGUGGCCCAGGCCUUCAAAGUCGCCUUUGAGUUCUGGCAGGCAGCCAAGGAAGAGAAAGAAAAGAGGGAGAAAGCCAGCCAAGAGGGAGGUGAUGUGCUGGGGACCCACCAUGACAACACACCCUCAUUGAAAAGCUUGGUUGCCACUGGGAACCUGCUGGACUUGGAAGAGACCGCCAAGGCCCCGCUGUCCAUAGUCAGUGCUAACACCGCUAAUGUGGAUGAAGCACCACGGCCUCAAGCCUUGAGCAGCAGCAGUGUCGUCUGGGAGCUGGAUGAUGGCCUGGAUGAAGCAUUUUCUAGGCUGGCGCAGUCAAGGACAAACCCCCAGGUCCUGGACACAGGACUGUCAGCACAGGAUAUUCAUUAUGCCCAGUGCCUCUCUCCUGUCGACUGGAACAAGCCCGACAGCAGUGGCACUGACCAGGAUGACCUCUUCGGCUUCUGAGGGCCUGGGGCCAGCAGGACACAACCAGCCCUGACAUGUGACUGACCAAAACCACCUGUGAUGGGGGAAUCAACUCUGAGACCUGCCAGCCGCCCCUUCCGGCACACAGCAACGUCAGCCUGCAGAUCAAAGCUGCAGCCAGUCAAGCAAGGGGAAGGAGAGAGAUUUUUUUAACCUGCUCUUCCUCUAUGAACUGAAAGAAGCUUUGAAUAUUUAUUCAAUGACUCCUGGUCUGUGCUUGGAAGCCAGUUUUGCAUCGGGCACAUGACGGGUGCAGUGCUGUGACUGGCCACAUGCUCUUUCUCUUCUUGAGCCAGCUGUGCUCUCUGUGUCUGUCCGGACAGUGACCAAAGCAUUUCUUGUCCUUCCUCCUUUCUAAGAACCUGGAUUUGCCCAACAACAUCCCCACUCUUUAUGGAAAGCAGCCAGAACUUGUCAUCUGAGCUCAGGAGGAGCCUGCCACCUCCAGCUAGGCCUGGG